This is a messenger RNA of Microcebus murinus (gray mouse lemur), 5255 nucleotides long. NCBI's taxonomy places the organism in Eukaryota, Metazoa, Chordata, Mammalia, Primates, Cheirogaleidae. The record is from RefSeq and is a predicted model, not a curated record.
CAGAGGGGUCUGCACCCUGGCGUUUCGAGAACCCCAGACUCGUGAGCUCAGGGCUGGGAAUCGGGAGGUCUGGGUGCCCCCUGGGCCUCGCUGUGUGACCUUGGGCGAGUAGCUACCCCUCUCUGGGCCUCAGCCACCUUCAUCAAUUGUGUGUCGAGGUGAUUCUGUUCCCGCCCUCCUCAGGGCUGAGGGUGCCCGCGCCCAGUAACAUGAAGCUUGCUGGCGUUUCAUGGGGGACCCCAGACCCAGAGUGGGCUGGACUGGGAUGCACUAGUGUAACUGGAGGCAGGAAGGGGGCCCAGAGGCCACCAUUGCUUGGAAUGGGCUUUUGCUGUUCUCAGCAUCCUCGGCCCUGGAAUACUCCACCUAUAACGGCCCCUGCAAACUGGAGACCCCAAGGUGUCAGCUUGGUGCCCUCCCUUCCAGAAAGCCAGGGGUGGGGGUGGGGGCGCGGCCAUCAGAGCUUUGUGAGGGGCAGCCCCUGCAGGGAUGGGUGCCUGUCGCAGGUUCCUGAGGAGGGAAUAGCUGCUCCUGCCUUCUUCCCUUCUUUCUCUUCGUUCCCCUUCAGCAGAAGAGCAGUUGCUUUUUACCAGUAAAUUCGUUUUUCUCUUUCUUUCCAGGAGGCAGUUUGGUGGCCCAGACAAGGGCCUCCCAGUGUAGAGUGAAGGGCUCCUUCCCAGGGCUGCCUUGUGUAGAAGUUCAGUUAAAAAAAAUACAGAGAGAAAUGCUGCUACCCAGGGACCUGAGGGGCCAGAGAUGGGGUCACUUACUAAUGUGGCAGUGGUGGGGGCAGCCUGGUACCCCCCAGCAGCUCUGGCUCCCCCAGGGGAGUCAAAGGAGGGAGGCUGGGUAUGAGGGUCCGAGAGGAGAGGGAGUGAGCUCCUCAACUCUUAGGUGCUGAGCAGGGGCUGGGAGGGGCGGCUCUGCCCAGGGUAGGGAGAGGUGGAGGGAGACCUUCUUGAAGGCCUCUCUCCAGCUCCUAGAAGAUUCUGUGAGCUUUUGACACGAGGGCUAACCAGGAACAGAUUUUUUGUUUUGUUUUUGCUUUUUCUUCUUCUUUGGUUGUUUAAAUCAUUUCUAGAAUGGCUAAAGCUUCACCCCGUCCAGUCGAGCGACCUCUGCAGGGACUUUUUGGCUGACGUGUAAGAUCUUCUGGGUUACGGAUAUGCAAGACCAGGCCUGGGCAGAGGAGAGGGCAGUGACUGGACCAAAGCCGGCGCCAUGGACAAGAUCUUGGAGGCGGUGGUGACGUCGUCGUACCCGGCCAGCGUGAAGCAAGGGCUGGUGCGGCGCGUGCUGGAGGCGGCGCGGCAGCCGCUGGAGCGGGAGCAGUGCCUGGCGCUGCUGGCGCUGGGCGCGCGGCUCUACGUGGGCGGCGCCGACGAGCUGCCGCGCCGCGUGGGCUGCCAGCUGCUGCACGUGGCGGGCCGCCACCACCCCGACGUCUUCGCCGAGUUCUUCAGCGCGCGCCGCGUGCUGCGCCUGCUGCAGGGUGGCGCGGGGCCCCCGGGCGCGCGCGCGCUCGCCUGCGUGCAGCUGGGCCUGCAGCUGCUGCCCGAGGGCUCGGCGGCCGAGGAGGUGUUCGCGCUGCUGCGGCGCGAGGUGCUGCGCACCGUGUGCGAGCGCCCGGGGCCCGCCGCCUGCGCGCAGGUGGCACGGCUGCUGGCGCGGCACCCGCGCUGUGUGCCCGACGGCCCGCACCGCCUGCUCUUCUGCCAGCAGCUGGUGCGCUGCCUGGGUCGCUUCCGCUGCCCGGCCGAGGGCGAGGAGGGCGCCGUGGAGUUCCUGGAGCAGGCCCAGCAGGUGAGCGGGCUCCUGGCGCAGCUGUGGCGCACGCAGCCCGCCGCCAUCCUGCCCUGCCUCAAGGAGCUGUUUGCAGUCAUCUCGUGCACAGAGGAGGAGCCGCCGUCUAGCGCCCUAGCCAGUGUGGUCCAGCACCUCCCAUUGGAACUCAUGGACGGUGUCGUCAGGAACCUCAGCAAUGAUGACAGUGUGACGGAUGCCCAGAUGCUGACUGCCAUCAGCAGGAUGAUCGACUGGGUUUCCUGGCCCCUUGGGAAGAACAUUGACAAGUGGAUCAUCGCACUGCUGAAGGGCCUGGCUGCCGUUAAGAAGUUCAGCAUCUUGAUCGAGGUUUCGCUUGCCAAAAUUGAGAAGGUUUUCUCCAAGCUGCUGUACCCCAUUGUCCGGGGAGCUGCCUUGUCUGUCCUCAAGUACAUGCUGCUGACUUUCCAGCACUCCCACGAGGCCUUCCACCUGCUCCUCCCUCACAUCCCCCCCAUGGUGGCCUCUCUGCUCAAGGAGGACUCGAACUCGGGGACGAGCUGCCUGGAGCAGCUGGCAGAGCUGGUCCAUUGCAUGGUGUUCCGGUUCCCAGGCUUCCCGGAUCUGUACGAGCCUGUCAUGGAGGCCAUCAAGGACCUCCAUGUUCCCAAUGAGGACCGCAUCAAGCAGCUGCUGGGGCAGGACGCCUGGACCUCACAGAAGAGCGAGCUGGCUGGCUUCUACCCCCGGCUCAUGGCCAAGUCGGACACGGGCAAGAUUGGUUUAAUCAAUCUGGGAAACACGUGCUACGUGAACAGCAUCCUUCAGGCCUUGUUCAUGGCUUCUGACUUCAGACACUGCGUCCUCCGUUUGACUGAGAACAACUCACAGCCUUUGAUGACCAAGCUGCAGUGGCUCUUUGCCUUCCUGGAGCACAGCCAGCGGCCUGCCAUUUCCCCAGAAAACUUCCUCUCUGCAUCCUGGACACCCUGGUUUAGCCCUGGCACCCAGCAGGACUGCUCAGAGUACCUGAAAUACCUGCUGGACAGGCUGCACGAAGAGGAGAAAACUGGGACAAGGAUCUGCCAAAAGCUCAAACAAUCCAGCUCGCCCUCCCCGCCUGAGGAGCCCCCUAGUCCAAGUUCGACCUCUGUGGAGAAAAUGUUUGGAGGCAAGAUCGUGACUCGGAUCUGCUGUCUCUGCUGCCUCAACGUCUCCUCCCGGGAGGAGGCCUUCACGGACCUCUCUCUCGCCUUUCCUCCUCCGGAGCGCUGCCGCCGCCGCCGCCUGGGCUCUGUGAUGCUCCCUGCGGAGGACGUCAGAGCCCAGGAGCUCCCGCCGCCCGCCCGAGCCCAGGUCCCAAGCCCGAGGGGGGCGCCUCGGAGGCAGAGGAAACACUGUAUCACAGGGGACGCCCCCCCCACCGGCCUGGACGUCGAAGGCCUGGACUCCCAGGGAGCUGGGGAGCAGGACGGCCAGGAGGAGAAGGUGGAGAGGGAGGAGGAAAGGAAGGAGAAGAGAACAGAGAAGGAAGAAGUGGAAAAGGAAGAGGAGGAGGAGGAAGAAAGGACCGUAGUAGAGGAAGAGGAGAAAGAAAAAGUGGAGGAAAAGGAGAAGGAGGGCGAGAAGGAGAACGAGGCCGAGAAGGACGAGGACAGGCUGGGCCCGGGGGCCUCCAGGGAUGCUGUCAUCCCCUGUGGGGAACAGACGUGUGGCCCCGAGGGCUCCCGCUCCGUCCUGGACCUGGUCAACUACUUCCUGUCCCCCGAGCGGCUGACGGCAGAGAACCGCUACUACUGCGAGUCCUGCGCCUCCCUGCAGGACGCGGAGAAGGUGGUGGAGCUGAGCCAGGGGCCGCGCUACCUCAUCCUCACGCUGCUGCGCUUCUCCUUCGACCUGCGCACCAUGCGGCGCCGCAAGAUCCUGGACGACGUGGCCAUCCCCCUGCUGCUCCGCCUGCCGCUGGCUGGCGGCCGGGGCCAGGCCUAUGACCUGUGCAGCGUCGUGGUGCACUCCGGCGUGUCCUCGGAGAGCGGCCACUACUACUGCUACGCCCGCGAGGGCGCUGCCCGCCCGCCCCCUGCUCUGGGGACUGCCGACAGGCCAGAGCCUGAGAACCAGUGGUACCUGUUCAAUGACACGCGAGUGUCCUUCUCCUCCUUUGAGUCUGUCAGCAACGUCACCUCCUUCUUCCCCAAGGACACAGCCUAUGUGCUCUUCUACCGGCAGCGGCCCGGGGAAGGGCCUGAGGCCGAGUUGGGCUCCCCCAGGGUCCGGGCAGAGCCCACCCUGCACAAGGACCUGAUGGAAGCCAUUUCCAAAGACAACAUCCUUUACCUGCAGGAGCAGGAGAAGGAGGCACGGAGCAGGGCGGCCUACAUCUCUGCACUCCCCGCAUCUCCGCACUGGGGGAGAGGCUUUGAUGAAGACAAGGAUGAGGAUGAAGGCUCUCCAGGGGGUUGCAACCCUGCAGGUGGCAAUGGUGGUGACUUCCACAGACUGGUCUUCUAAUGUGAACUCACCUCUGGGGGCCCCAUAGCCAACCUCGGGAAGCAGUGACCCCUUCUUUCUGGGAGCCAGGUGGGGUCAGAGGGAGGCAGGCCCAGUCUUGAAAUAGGCUCUUCCAAGGGCGGAGGAGGGAGAGCUUCUGGGACACCAGACCUCAGCCUGGAGGGUACACAGACUCUCAGACGUGGAGGUAAGACUCAGGCCCUUGAUGCUGGGAUCAGUCCCAUUAAGGUUUUACACCCAAGUGUCCUGAUUAACUUGAAGCAACUUAGGUGGGCACACUCUGGGCUUUGCCUCCAGCCCCUCCCCUGCAGGCUCCCUGUACGGGAGCAUCUGGUUAUGUUCAGGAAAUAGGGCUGAACCUCAGCUCUGAUGUUUUGCCAUCAAGUAGCACUUCCCUUCCAGCUCUGCUCAGACAAGUCCUGCUCUAUAGUAUGAAAAGCACAGCAGGAUCUGAGUCCUUGCACAAAAAAGGGGGCUGUGUGUCACCUGGGCCAUCCUCUGGUUUCUCCACGGGGGUUCCCACAGUUUGUACUACUUUGAGAGGAGAAGGGGAAAGCAGCAUGGCACGGAUCAGAGGCCCAACGUUUCAUCUGGUCUGACCCCUCCUUUACCUGUCUCCCGCCCCUGUAGCAAGAAGGACGCAUCAAGGGGAGGCAGCCCCCCUCGAGGUGGGAGCCCCUUUACCUCCAUCCCCUCUGCCCCCUAGCCUGCCUCAGUGCCUGAGAUGCCACCAUUAGCAUCCCCCUUCUGGUUGAGUCCUUACUUCACUGCAGAGGCUGAAGCCGUCUCCUUCUGAGGAAGCGGGCGGGCGGGGCUCUGAGCAGUUGGCCGUUACAGCCGUGAGAGUGGCUGCCUGAGGGCGUCUGGUGAAGCGCAGAUGUUGGCCUCCUUGUGCCCUGACACUGCUGUAAGUCCCCUCUAAGUGAAGCAGAGACCUGUUUCUCCAACGAAUAAAACUAGGUUCUCUGAAGCCUUUUAAA